Messenger RNA from Vitis vinifera (wine grape), 2457 nucleotides. Its product is annotated as transcription factor GTE9. Lineage: Eukaryota; Viridiplantae; Streptophyta; Magnoliopsida; Vitales; Vitaceae. The transcript is spliced from 12 exons. Bases 403 to 2190 code for a protein of 595 amino acids. Gene Ontology annotation, molecular function: protein binding. The record is from RefSeq and is a predicted model, not a curated record.
CCUAGUCCUUGUUUUACUACUGUCCACUCUAAAACCUCGCCCCCUCCGAUAUCCCUCGCGGUAGUACAGUGCCGUUCUCCGUGUCGAAGCUCUUUCUCUUUCGAAGCCCAGAAGAUUCUCUUUCCGCGGUUCGCUCUUUCUUCUGCGCUGUGAUUCCAGGUCUUCGAUCGGUGCUUUUCGCGGGUUCUGUACACUUUUGUGAGCCUCUGCUUUGUUUUGCUCUUGACGCAUGCUGGUUUUCUUUUGCUCUUCCCUGUUGUUGAUUUCCUUUUGGGUGGGAGGCUGAGCAGUUACUGCUUUGGUUGUUGUCAUUGCAUAUAAAGAGUUUUAACAGUUUUGUCGAAUGAGCAUCCAUCUGAGCAUCUAGACAGUCCUCCUCUUCGAUUCUUGCAGCUCCUCACUAUGGAUGCUAUUGGAAAGAUAUUACCGAAUCGGAAGUUGAAGAUCAAAUUUGCAGCUAAAAAAGUUGAAGCUGAACCUGUGACACUAUCAUGUGAGUUUGGGAAUGAUAUUUCACUCACUGAUGAAUCUGUUCAUGAAGCAAAAUCUUCUAUUGCAGGCACAAAGAAGCGUGGCACACCGGGCAUUACAGAUGUUCCAAAGGCGAAGAGGCAGAAGAUGGAUCGUAGUACGACACUGCAGUGUACUUCCAUUCUGAAAAAACUGAUGACUCAUCCAGCUGGUUGGGUUUUCAAUCAACCAGUGGAUCCCGUGGCAUUGAAUAUCCCAGACUACUUUUCUAUUAUAUCUAAACCAAUGGAUUUGGGAACAAUAAAGUCCAAACUGGAGAAAAAUAUGUACCUUGCUACUGAAGAAUUUGCAGCUGAUGUCAGGCUAACUUUUGCCAAUGCCAUGCUAUAUAAUCCUCCUUCUAAUAAUGUUCAUCAGAUGGCAAAGAAACUAAAUGACCUUUUUAAUACAAGAUGGAAAACUGUGGACACAAACUGGUCUGAAAGCUCAAAGGUUGAUCCAGGGAAAAUAUUAAGUGGAGGUAGAGGAAAAACAAUCAAUAGUUCAAGGCAGAAAUGUAGCACAACACCUUCCUUGCAUGCCAAUUCAAUGUCAUUUGAGGACAAGCAAAAGCUGAGAAAAGAGCUCAUGGAAGUGUCAAGGGGAAAGAUGCCACCCUACUUGGGUGGUUUUCUUCGAAGACAUGGCAUGACCUGCCAAAAUAUAGAAACAAUGGAGGUGAACAUUGAUAAAUUUGAUGAAGAAACUUUAUUGGAGCUGAGAAGAGUGAUGAAGAUCUCAUGCGAUGCAAGAACUGAAAAGGUAGAGUGCACUAAAACAGCAGAAAAUUGCAGAACCAAAUCAUCUGGGAAAGACCUAGACAAAGGCACUGAUAGAAACAAUGCUCAUGCUUGUGGUUCUGGGAAUACCAAGUUGCCAUUGAGCCUUCAGAAUGAUUCAAACAAUGGAUCCUCAAGUGAUCUAUCUACAGAGAGAUCAUUCGUUAAAGAUUAUCGUGCAUGUUCAAGUGAUGCUUCUGAACCGAAUUGUCAGGUGAAAAACACAAUAUCACGGAUUAGCAAAUCAGAUCCAGAUUCUGAUGGUGCAGUAAGUGCAGUGGAUGAUGAAAACAUCUGUACUAGUUCUCACCCUAUGACUCCUACUACAGCAGCUGCUCCCGGUGAAGGAUGGAUAACUCCAAUUUUUGAUGUCCAACUAUCACCGAAGAAAGCUCUCCGUGCGGCAAUGCUAAAAAGCCGUUUUGCAGACACUAUCUUGAAAGCACAACAGAAGACACUUCUUGACCAUGGUAAUAAAGCUGAUCGAGUGAAAAUGCAACAGAAAAAGGAAAGACUAGAAAAGAAACAGCUUGAAGAGAAAGGUAGACUUGAAGCUCAAGUCAGAGCUGCUGAAGCUGCCUCACGAAUGAAGGCAGAGACUGAAUCCAAACUGCAGCGGGAAAAAGAAAGGGAAGCUGCACGAGUUGCAUUGCAGAAGAUGGCAAGGACUGUUGAGUUCGAGAAUAAUGUGCAGAUUGUAAAAGAGCUUGAGAAGCUCAGUGGUUGUGUCCUCACUUACCAGUAUUAUCGUCAGAGAGACUCCAAAGUGCAAUUGAGGGCUUUCAACUUUGGAAAUCCGUUAGAGCGAUUGGGUUUGUAUAUAAAGGAUGACUUCUUCGUUGAUGAAGAUGAAAAGAUAAUUUUGAAUGAAGAUGGGGAGGAGGGAGAGAUUCUUUAUUAGUACUGAAACCCAAACUGUCUUUUUUCCAGCUCAAUUUGUUUAUAUAUUUUGUAAUUGGAGAGGGAAAGAAGACAAUGGUGUUAUAAAUGAGUGUUAUUUUUAAAGAACAUUCUACUGAAUUUACUAAUUUUGAUCAUCUAGGUGUUUACCUUGACUUGUAAAGGAAUUGUAAAUGAAUAUUCUUUAUAGCGUUAUAGUGAAAUAUGCUAGUACUCACCCGUCCUGCCUGAUACAGAUCUAAUAAAUACUUUUUCUUGUUCCUUUUUC